AGCAACAGUAGACAUCAGCAAGAUUCAACUAUAGAAACGUCGUUUUUUCCGGGACCUUUAUUUUUAUAUUAGAUUGUUCAAAAUGUGGAACGCCAUGGCACGUCAAAGAAACUCAUACCUCCAUGCAACUUUGAAAACUGAAUCUAUCGACCCUUAUGUGCUCAAUAAGUGUGUGGAAAUUGCAAUGCACAAAGAAAAAGAUAUUAAAGUUGAGCGCGCAGAUUUCCAUCAGCCAACUCUGAUUCAGCCAAAACGCUUCGGAAUAAAUCCUAUCAAAAAGAACGCGAACCUUGCAUAUGGGUUAGAUGGUAUUCCGCAACUCCUUAAAGAUCUAGCUUCCUAUGAUUUGGGUGUACAGUCAAAGGCGCUCCAUAGUUUAGAGGAAGAACUACAAAAUUCUUACAAGUGCUAUCGGGCCAUCGUGGAAUUCAAUAUUGCAUCCAGACUCAACCAAUCGCUGGACAACUUCUUUCCACUUGUGCCAGGUGAUAUCAGUCCUUUGUUGAAGAAUAUUGUUUGCAUAGGAUUGGUUGCAUCUCACUAUCAAGGUGCUAAAGCGUUGAUGCAUGAACACAAUUUAAUUAGCAAUUUAUAUGAUAUGAUCAUCGAUACCAAUCCUGUUAGCAGAAACGCAGCUUUGGCUCUGUAUCGCAUGUCCUCCCAGCCAGAAGUUGCUGAUGUAAUGGCGUCCGGAGAUCAUCUACAACGUGCUGUUCGUGUACUGGAGCGAAUCGAUCACAUUGAAGAAGUUUACAUGGUGAUCGCCAACUUAAUCGAGAGAUCUCCAGGGAAAGCUAUGUCCAAAGGAGUUUUCGAAACUAUUUACUGCAAACUAAACCGUUGCCACGAAUAUCCAACUGUUAUGAAAUGUCUUGCCUUGCUGAUAAAUUGUAGAGAGGCCGAAGAGGUGUGUGACAAGAAGGAUAUCGUCUAUAAAUUUAAAGAAAUGCUAGCCGAUGAUAGUUUACCGUUAAAAACUUUGGAAUAUCUUUCCCUGGGAAUAUGCAAUGCCUUAUACACAACAACCGCUAUGUGGAGAUGCCGAGAAUUUUGGGAUUUACCAGCGAUUUUGAUCAAGAGGGCCCACAAUAAAACCAGCGAUUUCAUGCAACUGUGGUGUUUGCAGGCCCUUCGUCAGCUUAUAAUGAUGCCAUCAAUAAAGAAUCUUGUCCGGAAAACUUACAAGAAAAAGAUUAAAAAUAUUGUUUGCAGGAAGGAUUACGUCGAAAAGGUGAAAAAUGAUCUCCUCAAACAGCUCCGAACAAAGCCUUAUUUGGUGGCUGAGAGUGAUGAGGAGAAGGAAGAGUCAGAAUCUGACACUGAUCACAUUACAGCUGGUCCUCAUGUUAGUCGAGGACCUGAUAUUCAGAAAGCUAAAUUUGAUAAGGAAGAUUUUCCUCCACCGAUCGCUUAUCGUCUCGAUUAUCGGCCGUUGAAGAAUUAUGAUAUAAAUAACAGAAUACAAUCGGAUAGUGAAAGGAAUAGUAAAGAUAUAACUGACGAAGAUAUGGAUCAAUUUGUUGAUCACGAAGUGAAUCAAUUUGGUAUAUAAGUUGUA
Molecule: messenger RNA, 1558 nt
Organism: Hermetia illucens (black soldier fly)
Lineage: Eukaryota; Metazoa; Arthropoda; Insecta; Diptera; Stratiomyidae
Exons: 6
Coding region: 83-1552 (489 amino acids)
Source: RefSeq, a predicted model, not a curated record